This is a messenger RNA of Symbiodinium natans, 273 nucleotides long. Lineage: Eukaryota; Dinophyceae; Suessiales; Symbiodiniaceae. The record is from the annotation of a GenBank genome assembly.
AUGGUGGCGACCCUGGCACCGGCGGAGCCGGCGCCAACUGCCGCAGCGCCAGCGCGGUGCAAGAUAUUCACCCUUUGGGAGUAUCCCGGUGUGGCGCCCCUCUACGCCCGGCUCAACGUCGAGGUAGGCCAAGGAGGCUUGGUUUUGAUCUGUUACUCUGGUGUUGAGUACCAAAGUGACGAGCCUGUUCUAAUCCACCGGAAGAACGUGAUGAAGUGGAUCCUUGCCGGUCAGUUCUCAGAUAUGCAGGUGCGGGCGACCGGUGCAAAAUGA